AUGUGAGUGUGUGAGGCUGAUGGAGGAGGGAGUCUCUGGUUCCUCGCGCGAGAGAGACGCGCUGCCGGUGUUCUGUGGCGGCAGGUGCGAGCGCGCAUCAUCAUCAUCAUCAUCUUCACUCCGUUUGCUCUUCUGAACUUCUGCACGUUUGUGCUUCUGAAUCGCGAUGUUUGAGGCGGAAUGACACUGAAGAGCAGCGACGCAUCUGGAAAACACGCUCGACCAUGACGCGCGCGCUGACCGUCCUCCUGUGCGUAUUCACCCUCAUCAGAAGUGGAGCGAGCGCAGACUCUGAGGAGCGUCUGAUGAACUGGCUGCUGGGUAAAAAUCGCUAUAACAAGCUGAUCAGGCCGGCUGUGAACCGCAGCGAGAGAGUGACGGUCGUCCUGCAGGUGUCUCUGGCGCAGCUCAUCAGUGUGAAUGAAAGAGAGCAAAUCAUGACGACAAACGUCUGGCUCACUCAGAACUGGAAUGAUUAUCGGCUGUCGUGGGACCCGGCUGAGUACGAGGGGAUCGACAAGCUCCGGAUCCCCUCCAGACACAUCUGGCUGCCGGAUAUAGUGCUGUACAACAAUGCCGACGGGACGUAUGAGGUGACGGUCUUCACCAACGCCAUCGUCCUGUUCAACGGCAGCAUCGCCUGGCUUCCUCCUGCCAUAUACAAGAGCGCCUGUAAGAUCGAGGUCAAACACUUCCCCUUUGACCAGCAGAACUGCACUCUGAAAUUCCGCUCCUGGACGUACGAUCACACCGAGAUCGAUCUGGUCCUGAAGUCCGAGGUGGCCAGCAUGGACGACUUCACUCCCAGCGGCGAGUGGGACAUCUUGGCUCUGCCGGGCAGGAGGACCGUCAGCGCUCUGGACCCCACCUACGUGGACCUGACGUACGACUUCAUCAUCAAGCGCAAACCGCUGUUCUACACCAUAAACCUGAUCAUCCCCUGCGUGCUCAUCACCUCGCUGGCCAUCCUGGUCUUCUACCUGCCGUCGGACUGCGGCGAGAAGAUGACGCUGUGCAUCUCCGUCCUGCUGGCGCUCACCGUCUUCCUCCUGCUGAUCUCGAAGAUCGUGCCGCCCACGUCCUUGGACGUUCCCCUGAUCGGAAAGUACCUGAUGUUCACCAUGGUGUUGGUCACGUUUUCCAUCAUCACAAGCGUGUGCGUGCUGAACGUGCACCAUCGCUCCCCGAGCACCCACAGCAUGCCGGCCUGGGUCAAGCUGGUGUUCCUGGUCAAACUUCCAGCGCUGCUGUUCAUGCAGAGACCUCACGGGAACUCGGCUCGGCAGCGCCUGCGGCAGAAGAGGCGUCUGCGUGACCCCAGGUCUCUGUUGGGCCUCGGGUACGCUGCUCCUCGCAAGUCCGCCAUGUCCUCGUCUGCGUCUGCGCUGUUGGCUGCGCCGCCGGCUUCGGCUCUCUCGUCACCAGGACACUUCUACAACAAGGGCCAUCAACUGCAUUACAGCCACGGCUCUCGGAAAGCAGAUCCGCGGCCCACCGAGUUCCUGCCCAACGGACACAACUCCACACAGGACCUGAGGGGGAGCAGGGCCGCUGCAGACUGGGGAUCUGAGAUCCAGGAGGCUGUGGAUGGAGUUCGCUACGUAGCUGAUCACAUGAUGGGAAAUGACGAUGAUCAAAGUGUCAUCGAGGACUGGAAGUACGUAGCCAUGGUGGUGGACCGCUUGUUCCUGUGGAUCUUCGUGAUCGUGUGUGUGGUGGGAACGCUGGGGCUCUUCCUCCAGCCGCUCUUCCAGAACCAGAUCUUUCCCAUCCAGCAGCCCAGCACAGAGUCCUCCGGACGGGAUGGGAAAUGAAGGCCGAGCCGGAGAUUCCAAUGUCUGAACUGAUACUUUCUAUAAUCCAACUCUGAGACUUUAGGAUCUGAGCGUGAACUGACACGGAGUCAUGGAGCAAAUAUUGUGAUGUCACAGCAGUGUACAGCGCUUCCUCGCAUCAGAAAUCAUGUGACCUGGGAUAGGUGCAUUAGUGUCACCAAACUGAAUUGCAGAAAUGAUGAUUGCUUUCAUACAGGUUUGUCUCCCAUUGGUCAGAAAAAGCAGUUAACUCCACCCACCGGCUCAUGUUAUUGGUUGAGCCAUUGUUUAGUCACUUUUAUAUAAAAAUAAACCUGCAAAUGGUGCAUUUAGUCUCCGCAUAUUAAGAUGGGAUGAGAUUAUUUUGAUGUAAACAGAAAUGACGCACUUUUAAUGAUCCUGUAAAAAUUGGUGUUUUGGUGAUUACUUUCACUAGUAAAUUUGACAAAUAAUUACAGCAAGUAACACAUUGAACUUUUGAAGUAGAAAAACUGAAAUAGUGUUUUCUUGUAAAACAUACUCCAACAAUCUUAGAAAAAUCAUUUCACAGUGUUGCGACUCUUUCUGUUCUUUCAGGGUUCUUUUAGGCUUGUGAUGGAUUGUACAAAUUACAAAACAAGGUUUACAGAUAUGAACCAGCUGCAAUGUUUUCUCUUUCUGGGAUCUUGUUUUGUUUUUCUGAGAAUCCAGAAACCCCAGAGAAGACAGCGUGAGUGAAACUGUAUUUUGUUUUUUUUUUCUUUCACCUUUUGGAUGGGAUUAUUAGGUUUUGGACUGCCUUAUUGUUGUGUGUGGAUUCUCUCUGCUCGGACUGUGUGUGUGUGCGUCUAAAUUAUUGCCCAGAAUAUAUAGUUUUGUACAGUACAUUAAUGUGAAAAAGUACAAAUUUACUGUCAGAAUUUGCCCUUUUUUCUUACAGCAAGUUUUUACAGUGCAGAUUUUUCAACCGAGACUCAUUUAAUACCACAUCAUUUGUCUCAUGGAUCCAGUUAUUCUUUAUUUAUUAUGUUAUGGAGGAUGUGCUUUGUUUGAAUGUCGUUGUUUCCAUAAUACGUGCUGUUAUGUGUGAGAUUCAGGUGUUUUGUCAGAUUUAUUUGUGGAAGGUGAAUCUAAAAGAACCCCAAUAAAACUCACAGAAAGA
Messenger RNA from Megalobrama amblycephala (Wuchang bream), 2955 nucleotides. It is a transcript of the gene chrnb4, whose product is annotated as cholinergic receptor, nicotinic, beta 4 (neuronal). Gene Ontology annotation, molecular function: acetylcholine-gated monoatomic cation-selective channel activity; transmembrane signaling receptor activity. Gene Ontology annotation, cellular component: synapse; neuron projection; postsynaptic membrane. The record is from RefSeq and is a predicted model, not a curated record. Gene Ontology annotation, biological process: chemical synaptic transmission; nervous system process; signal transduction. The transcript is spliced from 6 exons. Lineage: Eukaryota; Metazoa; Chordata; Actinopteri; Cypriniformes; Xenocyprididae. Bases 225 to 1814 code for a protein of 529 amino acids.